GGGGGUGGUCGACCUGGAGUGGGUGUUGGGGAGGGCAGGGGUAAGAGUUGGGGUUGAAGAUGUAGUUGCUGGCGAUGGAGAGAGAGAGAGAGAGAGAGAGAGAGAGAGAGAGAGUAGAGAUGAGAAGAGAGAUGAAGAGAAGAGAAGAGGUGGAUGAGGAGGAGAAAGAGCGAGCGCGAGGGGAGAUGUGGCGUUGGCCGUUCCGUGAACCCACCCAGGGUCAAUGCCUGCGCCGGGGGUGCACCCCUGAAUCAAAUCAUUAUUAUCCCCCAUUACAAGCGGGAUCUAAUAAAGUACUCCUCCCAUUUCUCUUUACGUACUGCGCUGCCAUCAGCAAGCAGCGUAUGUUCCGCAGCCAGGCUUCCAGCUGCUCGAUGCCCAUGUCAAGCCGUGCGAUCGAUCGAUGGACAAGUUGACCGUGGGCAUCUUCGGCACCGCGGACAUAGUGGACAAUGAUGAAACGCAAUAUGCCACGUCUGGGCGUCUCGAGCGUCAGCCAC
Messenger RNA from Cutaneotrichosporon oleaginosum, 500 nucleotides. RefSeq lists its product as uncharacterized. The record is from RefSeq and is a predicted model, not a curated record. Lineage: Eukaryota; Fungi; Basidiomycota; Tremellomycetes; Trichosporonales; Trichosporonaceae.